CAAGAUGUAACGGAAGUAGUAAAGCAUCACGGGAAAACACGUGUGUGGAGCUGUGGGCAGUAAAAUCGCACGAAAACCCAGUCGGUUGAUGCUUACAUCAGGCUCUUCCAAAUAAUCACCAUGGCCUCCAAAAACACUGUAAGCGGUGACGACCGCUUCUCGAAGGUCCAGAAGGACCCUCGCUUCUGGGAGAUGCCCAGCAGAGAGCGCAAAGUCAAAAUCGACAAGCGUUUCAAGUCCAUGUUCCACGACGAACGCUUUAAACUGAAGUAUACAGUCGAUAAACGCGGCCGACCCGUCAACCAGACGUCCACCGAGGACCUCAAGCGCUUCUACAAGCUCUCUGACUCCGAGCAGUCAGACGAAGAAGAGGAGAACGAGCAGACGGAAAAGCCCAAGAAGGAACAGAAAGUGAAAAAGGCUGAUGAGGAACCUCAGGUUGAGGAUGAAGAAGAGAGCGAUGAAUCUGAAGAGGAGGAAGAAGCCGAGAAGAUCCCGAAGACAAAAGAAGCUAAGAAAACGAAAGAGCCGCUGGUAAAGGGAGUGAGAGUGUUUGAAGAAGAUGAGGACGAGGAAUCUGGUGUUGAAGAGGAUGAGGAGGAGGAGGCUGAUGAAGAUGACGAGAGUGAGUCAGGUGAUGACAGCGACAAUGGACCCGAUCUGGCUCGAGGGAAGGGUAACAUCGAGACCAGCUCUGAUGAAGAAGAUGAUGAUGAUGAUGAUGAGCUGGAGGAAUGUCUGCGCCAUGAGGAAGAGGAGAUUGAGCAUGACUGGGGAGAGAUGUGGAAAGAUGCUCCACGCAGUGACAACGAAGAAUGCAGUCUUCCCUGUGUUUUCAGGGUCUACCGAGAGAAGGUGCGAGACUAUCAGUUCAAGCGUCUGAGGUAUUACUACGCCGUGGUGGAGUGCGACUCCAUCGAAACAGCAGCAAAGAUUUACGAGGAGUGUGAUGGCUACGAGUAUGAGAGCAGCUGCUCGAUGAUCGACCUGCGGUUCAUCCCUGACGACGUGACGUUUGACGACGAGCCGAAAGACAGAGCCACUGAUGUGGAUUACAGUUCCUACAAGCCCAAACUCUUCACAUCGACAGCCACCACCACAGCCAAGGUCGAGCUGACGUGGGAUGAAACGGAUCACGACCGGGUCACGGCUCUCUGCAGGAAGUUCAAUAAGGACGACCUGUUGGACAUGGACUUCAAGGCUUACCUGGCCUCCUCCAGUGAGGAAGAGGAGGAUGAGGAAGAGGCAGAGCAACAGGCAGAAGCUGAGCCUCUUCCUGAGGAGAAAAAGAGCAGUAAAGAGAAGAAGAGCACAGAGCAGAUCGCUAAAUACAGAGAACUACUGAAGAGCUAUCAGGACAAAGACAAGGAGAAGGAUGACAGCAUGGAUAUGGAAGUCACAUGGAUACCAGGACUGAAGGAAACGACUGAGAAGCUUGUGAAGAAGAAAAUGGAGGGCAAAGAUCAGCUGACUCCGUGGGAGCAGUACCUGCAGAAGAGAAAGGAGAAAAAGAAAGAGAAGAGGAAAGGCAUCAAUAAUUGCUAUUGUAAUUUUAGUGCUGUUCUGUAA
Molecule: messenger RNA, 1569 nt
Organism: Sinocyclocheilus grahami
Lineage: Eukaryota; Metazoa; Chordata; Actinopteri; Cypriniformes; Cyprinidae
Product: ESF1 homolog
Exons: 9
Coding region: 121-1569 (482 amino acids)
Biological process (GO): rRNA processing
Molecular function (GO): RNA binding
Source: RefSeq, a predicted model, not a curated record